CCUGCUUCCGGGUGGCUGGCGGAAAUGGGCGAAUUUGAAUCUUGCUGGCCGUUGGAUGGGGUUGCUGUGGGUCGGUGUGCGGCGACGCAGCGCGAGACCCAGAAGUGAUCCGGCCGCUGUGGAACUUCUGCUCUGAGGGCCUCGGAAAUAGUAAUCUUGAUGCACACAAAAUAAUUUUGUAAAGAGAAAUGAGAAAAUAUUGAAUUCUUGGAGUCAGUGAUUCAACAGACCAUGAACUUAUGAAAGCACAAAAGUAAAAUGAAUGAAAAUAAACCUGAUAACUCCCAGAAGCUUGUUUGUGCCUUCUGUCGAAAAAAUGAUGACUGUCCUAGUAAGUAUGGAGAAAAGAAAACCAACGAGAAGUGGAAUCUCACUGUACAUUACUAUUGUUUGUUGAUGUCAAGUGGGAUUUGGCAGAGAGGAAAAGAAGAGGAAGGAGUUUAUGGUUUUCUAAUAGAAGACAUCAGGAAGGAAAUUAACAGAGCUUCCAAACUGAAAUGCUGUGUUUGCAAGAAAAAUGGUGCCUCAAUUGGAUGUGUUGCACCUCGGUGUAAACGGAGUUAUCAUUUCCCGUGUGGACUUCAGGAAGAAUGUAUUUUCCAGUUUACUGGCAACUUUGCGUCAUUUUGUUGGAAGCAUCGACCUGUUCAAAUAAUUACAUCUAAUAAGUAUACGGACUCCUUACCAUGCACCAUUUGUUUGGAAUGCAUUGAACCUGUUCCAACUUACAGCAUAUUACGAAGUCCUUGCUGUAAGAAUGCUUGGUUCCAUAGAGACUGUUUACAGGCUCAAGCAAUAAAUGCAGGAGUGUUUUUCUUUAGAUGUACAAUAUGCAAUAAUAAUGACAUCUUUCAGAAAGAGAUGUUGAGAAUGGGAAUUCAUAUUCCAGAAAAAGAUGCAUCUUGGGAAUUAGAAGAAAAUGCUUAUCAAGAGCUUCUGCAGCACUAUGAGCGUUGUGAUGUCCGGCGAUGUCGUUGCAAGGAAGGGCGAGACUAUAACGCACCUGAUAGCAAAUGGGAGAUAAAGCGUUGUCAGUGCUGCGGUUCCAGUGGAACACAUUUAGCCUGUUCCUUACUACGAUCAUGGGACCAAAAUUGGGAGUGUUUGGAAUGUAGAAGUAUUAUUUACAAUUCAGGUUUCCAAAAAGCCAAAAAACGUACAUUAUCCAACUCUAAUAAUUUGGCAAUUAGCGACUGUUUGGAGGAAUCAUCACCUAAAUUACCCAGACAGUCACCUGGAGCCCAGAGUAAAGACCUACUUAGGCAAGGCAACAAGUUUAGAAGAGAUGUUUCAACCAUACUCAUAGAGUUAGGAUUCCAAAUUAAGAAAAAAACUAAAAGGUUAUGUAUCAACAAAGGCAAUAUCUGGAAUAGUGCCUUAGAUGAAUUCAGAAAUCAAAAUUUUAACCCUUUACAAAUAAUUGAAGUUGCUUAUGUUAGUGAAGAUGAUCCUUUUGGAAGAGAGCAUCCUGGGUCAAAGCACGAAUUUCUAAGUCUCUUGAUGCAGCAUCUUGAGAACUCAUCAUUGUUUGAAGGGUCCUUGUCAAAGAACUUGUCUCUAAAUUCUCAAGCUGUGAAAGAGAAUCUUUACUAUGAAGCUGGCAAAAUGCUUGCCAUUUCUUUGGUUCAUGGUGGUCCUUCACCUGGUUUCUUUUCUAAAACCUUGUUUAAUUGCCUUGUUUAUGGACCAGAAAAUACCCAACCAAUUUUAGACGAUGUUUCAGACUUUGAUGUGGCACAAAUUAUAAUCAGGAUAAAUACUGCAACAAAUAUGGCUGACUUAAAUUCUGUAGUAAAUGAAUGUUAUAGCUAUCUAGAGCUUAUUGGAUGCCAAAGACUUACAACAACUUUAAAUGAUAAGUAUAUGUUGGCAAAAGACAUACUUGUUUACCAUGUAAUUAAGAGAGUUCAAGCACCCUUUGAAAGUUUUAAACAGGGUCUCAAAACUCUUGGUGUUUUGGAGAAAAUCCAGGCUUACCCAGAAGCGUUCUGUAACAUCCUAUGUAAGAAACCUGAGAAUCUGUCUGCAAAAGUCCUUAGUGAUCUUUUCACAGUUCACACAUUACCUGGAAUACAAACUUUGGCAUUUUGGAACAGUUACUUACAGACUGUUGAAGAUGGCCAGUCUACAACAACACUGGAAGAUAUUCUUCUUUUUGCAACUGGUUGCAGUUCCAUUCCACCUGCUGGAUUUAAACCCACUCCUUCAAUUGAGUGCCUGCAUACGGAUUUUCCCAUUGGGAACAAGUGUAACAACUGUUUGGCUCUUCCAAUCACCAGUACAUAUAAAGAAUUUCAAGACAAUAUGGAUUUCGCCAUAAGAAAUACUCUAAGACUAGAAAAGGAAGCAAGUUCUCACUACGUUGAACAUUAAAAUGUUUGAACGAAAUGCUUCUUUAAAAGCUGCUAUUGAUAACUCCUUUCAGAAAUCUAUUAAUCAUCACUUUGAACUAAUCUGUCAGCUUUUUGGUCCAAUAAAAUUUAUGAUCUAAACAUAA
Messenger RNA from Ochotona princeps (American pika), 2497 nucleotides. RefSeq names its product G2/M-phase specific E3 ubiquitin protein ligase (gene G2E3). Gene Ontology annotation, cellular component: nucleus. Gene Ontology annotation, molecular function: ubiquitin-protein transferase activity. The transcript is spliced from 16 exons. The record is from RefSeq and is a predicted model, not a curated record. NCBI's taxonomy places the organism in Eukaryota, Metazoa, Chordata, Mammalia, Lagomorpha, Ochotonidae. The coding region runs from base 259 to 2373 and encodes 704 amino acids.